AUGUUCAGCGGAUCACCUUCACUCGCUUCAUCAUCGAUUGACACGCUCGACUAUUCGUUUUGCUCUCCUACAUCGGAAUCGCCCGUGAAUGUUACACAAAUGGUUGCAAAAAGGAUACCCGAAGCUGAAAUAUUAGCUAUCUGGUUGGACAAGAUUGGCAUGGCGGAUUACCUGACAUUAUUUCUCACUCAAGGAUACGACCUGUCUUCAAUAGCUCGAAUCACUCCAGAGGAUCUGCUAUCCCUGGGGAUAACAAAUCCGGUCCACCGAAAGCGAUUGAUAAACGAGAUUCACAGCUGGCAGGUCACUGACAGCUGGCCAUCUGUUCCACCACAAGGUGGUCUGAGCGAGUGGCUUACUCUUCUUGCCUUACCUGAGUACGCUAAUGUAUUCCAUUCGCAAGGAUACGACUCUGUGGAGGAAGUAAUGAAGUUAAGUUGGGAAGAUUUUGAGGACAUUGGAAUAAAGAGAUUAGGACACUUGAAGCGACUAGGGCUAGCUAUCAAAAAAUUAAAGGUUACCUUUCAUUUUAAUCUUACUAGUUGA
This is a messenger RNA of Angiostrongylus costaricensis, 546 nucleotides long. The record is from the annotation of a GenBank genome assembly. Lineage: Eukaryota; Metazoa; Nematoda; Chromadorea; Rhabditida; Metastrongylidae.